AUGCCGACUGCAAGAUUGAUCGAAAGAGACGCAGAUAUGACUGGCACGGCAAAUGGCACUUGCAUCGCUGGUACCCCCACCGUGCAGACUGUUACAACGGGCGGUGUUGUCCAGACCGUCACCGUGACGCCGUCGUCCGGCUCCGGUGACAACGCAUCUGUCUCUUCUAGCAGCAAGGGCCUCAGCGCCGGUGCUGCCGCCGGCAUCGCCGUAGGUGUUGUUGCUAUUGCUGUACUUGCCGGCGUGGUGGCAUUCCUUGUCUGGCGCCGCAAACGUCAGCAGAAGGAGCCCGAAGACGCUCUUUUCGUUGGCAACAAGACCAAGACGCCGUCACCUCGCGGCACCUCUCCCAACACCUCAAACAGCCCCAAGGUUAGCGAGGUGUCGUCCGCACCUGCCUUCGCCCGGAAGGUGGGUGAGGGCCAGUGGGAGAGUGACCAGUCUGGCCGCCGCCGGAGCACUCUGAUGCCCAUCGACCCGCGUAUCGACCCAGCUUACAGCGGCAUCUAUGCUCGCACCGACAACAAGAGCCGUGACAGCGUCAAUUCUCUGCGGGACGACCACGAUUACUCUCGCAGAGUCCACCAACCUGGCCGGGUGCUGAGAGCGACCAACCCGGAUCCUGACGUGGAGCCAUGA
Messenger RNA from Sporothrix schenckii 1099-18, 639 nucleotides. RefSeq lists its product as uncharacterized. The transcript is spliced from 2 exons. NCBI's taxonomy places the organism in Eukaryota, Fungi, Ascomycota, Sordariomycetes, Ophiostomatales, Ophiostomataceae. The record is from RefSeq and is a predicted model, not a curated record. Bases 1 to 639 code for a protein of 212 amino acids.